Molecule: messenger RNA, 2020 nt
Organism: Microcebus murinus (gray mouse lemur)
Lineage: Eukaryota; Metazoa; Chordata; Mammalia; Primates; Cheirogaleidae
Gene: CLEC17A
Product: C-type lectin domain containing 17A
Source: RefSeq, a predicted model, not a curated record
GCGAGUGAGCGUGUGUCGGGGCUGGGUCUGGGGGCUUCCCCUCCAGGCAGAUUUGCAUGUACUUGACUUUUAAAGGAAGAGGGAACUGAGAGAAGCCCAGCCAUCUGGGUGGGAAGGAGAAGAGGUAGAAGCUGCCGGGCCCAGGCUGGCAGGUGCGCACACCAUGUACCCCUUCCCCGGCUGCCCGGACUCAACAGGGUACCUAGAGGAAGAUGACGGUGACGAUUAUGAGAACGCGACACCACCCUACAAGGACCUUCCUCCCAAGCCAGGGUACGUGGAGGAAGAUGACCGUGACGAUUAUGAGAACUCGACACCACCCUACAAGGACCUUCCUCCCAAGCCAGGCUGGCUUGCCCCGCCGAGGCCCCCGAGAACAGAAAAGCAAGCGGAGAAGCCCCGACUGCCCUGCAAGGCCCCGAGGACAGCAGGCCCGGACCUGCCCCCCGUCACCCGUGCGUCUCCUCAGCCAGGGGUCCACCUGGAGCCUCUUCCACCUCAGCGGUCUCUAGCUGCGACUCCCGUGCCCUGGCCGGGCCCGAGGCCUGCCCGUCCCGGGUGCUGCCAGGAGGUGAGGCUGGUGGUGCCCCUGUGCGUGCUGGUGGUGACAUCCCUGCUCCUGGGCUGCCUCGGGCUCGCCGUGACCCUGAUUAAGUACCAGGAGGUGGCGGAAGAGCUGAAGACGCUAGCCUUCCAGCACGCGGCGUGGCGGGCGAACGUGACCGGCAUGGCGGGGCUGGCGGGCCUGAAGAAGGACAUUGACCGCGCCAGAGCCGACACCAACCAGUCCCUGGCGGAACUUCGGGGCUUGUUAGACGGUCGCAGCAGAGUCACCUGUCCUGAAGGCUGGCUCCACUUCGAAGGCAAGUGCUACUACUUCUCCCCGGACACCAAGUCGUGGGAGGAAGCACGCAAGUUCUGCCAGGAGAACUACUCUCACCUGGUCAUCGUCAGCAGCUUCGCCGAGCAGAAUUUUGUGGCCAAGGCUAACGGCUUCCCACGGGUGUACUGGCUGGGGCUGCAUGACAGGAACAAAGAAGGGGACUGGAGGUGGCUGGACGGGUCACCCGUCACGCUAAGCUUUUGGGACCCUGAGGAGCCCAACAACAUGAACGAAGAGGACUGUGCCAGCAUGAACAGAGGCGGCGGCUGGAAUGAUCUCUCUUGCGAGAAAACUACGUACUGGAUUUGUGAGCGGAAGUGCUCCUGCUGAGUCCCAAGGCUGAGGCUGGGGGUCCGUGUCCGAGUGUCCCUCGCUCCUAGAGUCGGCACCCUCCUGCUGCCCUUUCCCGGAAGGCCCUGCCUCCUCACGACCUCGGGGUCCCCAAGCUCCGAUCAUGGCUCUUGGCAAGUGAUGAGCCCCCCUCACCCCCGCCCAGGGCUCCCUUACUGCCUGUCUCAGCGGACUGGCUUCUGGGAAGCAGAUGGGGCAGGACUGUUCGUGACAAGCAAUCCUCUUGGCAUCUUGGGCGACGUUUGCCCAAGCCGGGUGCCAAGCCCUGGCCCGUGGAACUUCUGGAAAGGUAUACCAGCUGAAAAGCAAGACCCCCCCACACACACACACAGCGUGGCCGGGCCAGCCCGUGACUUGGUCAGAUCCACAGGACGACGGUGGGGACGCCUGCCACAUUGCAUGCCCGUGGGCUGGCCGUGGGUUGUGACGAUCUUUGACGAUGUAAUUCGCUCUACUGCUGUGUGGACUUUCUUGGGCGACCGGCUCUCGCCAUGUUCGUGCUUCUCGAAAUGCCACCUCCUUGGGUGGCCCUUGCCCACUGGGGGUGACUUUGCUGGGGCUGCCACAACAGAGUCCCGCGUGGCUUAAACGGCAGAAAUUUAUCUUCUCCUAGUUCUGGAGGCUGGGUGUCUCAGACCAGGGUGUGGGUUGUUUUCUGCUGGGGCUUCCUCUCUCCUUGGCUCGUGGGCGAUCCUCUUCUGUGUGUCUCCACGUGUUCAUUCCCCUGUGUGUGUUUGUGGCCUCAUGUUCUAGUUCCUUCUUCUUCUAUUUUUUUUUUUUUUUUUU